GCACUACCAGGGCUGACACAAAAUGUCCACUGUAUGCAGCGAGGGACAGCCUCAACCUCUGUGUCGCCUUCUAGCACUGUUCGUUCCACAGCAGUGUCCCGCUCCCGCCCCCGUACGGUAUUCAUUUCCCAGUACUCGUCUAAGUAUUGCAAAACAAACACAAAGUUGAAAGCAGCAUUCUCCCUGGUCUCGAUCUAAUCUAUCUAUACACAAGAGUAUGGAAGAACAAUGUAAGAGGACACAACCAGUGCUUUUAUUAACAAGAUGACCGCCCCCGUUUCAGCGACCCCUAGUACUAACGUUGACCUGCUAAAGCAGGCGGAGGCCGCGGCGCUUACCGCGGGGCAAACCACUCUCUUCGCCGAUUAUGCAACAGCUGCAGAUCUCUACGAACGUGCGGGCCGUAGCAGUAGGGCGUUUUCCCUCCUGCUGUCGCUCGACGGAAAGACUUCGUUGACCACGGACGAAGAAAAAAGACAAUACGCGACACUGCUCCAUCGAACCCAGGUCCUGCCGACGUAUCAAAUGUAAAAAUGUCUGGGUCUGGAAGAGUCAUGCUGUUUUUGCAUGACGCAGAAGGUCUGGCAUGGAAGCUCUAGCAUCACAGGGUUUGAGAAGCUUCCGCAAUGCCGAAUCCGCAUGACAAGUCCCCCAUUUGGGUGACAGAAAGCGGGCAGCUUUUGCUACCUAUGCAUGAGAGAUUUUCCUGUAUUCUGCAAUGCGCAUCACAAGUUUGGCUCUUCCAGACCCAGACACUUUUGCAUUUGAUACGACGGAGCCGAGAGCGAUGAUCCAGUUUCUGGAAUCCGACACUGCUGCCGCGCUGCUCACGGAAAAUUGCAAGGCCCCGGACUUUUUACUCACGGUAUGCGAAGCCGCCGUGAGACUCUGCUUUACAGUCGCUUUCGUCGCGGGGAAUCGGCAGGACCUGAAGCUCGCAGACGACGAGACGCCGACGGGGCCAGUCGGGGUGAUGGAGAGCGUGGAAGAAGCGAUUGAAGAUUUGGAAAACAGGAAGAAGGUACAAGCCAAAUACGAAAGCGACGCGAGGAAGGCGAAGGGGAUUUUGGUGAACACGGUGAUUUUAUCAAGUGCAAAAACGUCUGGGUCUGGAAAAGUGUAAACUUGCCAUGCAGAUUUUCCAUGACCCAUGUGAUCUGGAGUGCGGGACUUAGCAUGACGGACUCUGCGAGGUCUCUGCAAUGCUUAUCCUGCAUGAGAAACUCCCUCCUAACUUGGUCGAAAGUGGGCAGCUUUUGGCACUCAUGCAACACAGAUUUUUGUGUCGUUCAGAUUUACCAUGACAAGUUACCACCUUCCAGACCCAGCCAUAUAUAUUUGCAAUUCAUAGAUUUCGAAGCUGCUCGAGGUUUUCGAAAAGAAAUUCCGGAGACUCUUCAGCGAUGAAACUGUCGGAGUAGACGCCGCGCUGCGGGAAAAAGCUGAACAAAAGUUCGACCGGUGGGCUCGCGAACUGAAGCAGUUGUUGGAGGGGUUGCUGAAACAAGCAGAUGGCCAACGUGGGAAGAGGAAAAAAAUCGAGGAAGAGGAACCCAGGUUUGGAGAUUGAUAGAGAAAUAAAAACGGCUAUGACGAGCCUCAUGCAUAGUAUUCUCAUCGUCGAAUCGAAAUAUUCCAGCUGAAAAUGAAAGUACUUUUACAGGUGUAUUGUUUGAUGAUGAAAAAAGUUUUCAAGCUUCGUUUCAAAUCAAGUAACAUAAGCAUAAGGCUCUGUCGCCGAGCUGCACCCUUGGUCU
Amoebophrya sp. A120 is the source of this 1757-nucleotide messenger RNA. The record is from the annotation of a GenBank genome assembly. NCBI's taxonomy places the organism in Eukaryota, Dinophyceae, Syndiniales, Amoebophryaceae.